ACAUCAUCUCCUGACUCAGUGGAGCAUAUAAGCUCAUCAGGAAAGCAUGUAUCGACUUGAUUUGGAGGGCGAUCUGCCUCGUAUCGUCAAGCAAUUACUCGAGCCCUCCCGAAACCCAACCAUUUGAUCACACCUCCCAGAAUGGAACGUAAUGAAGCCGCACUGGCGAUUGAAGCGAUGGACGUCGAGAAGAAGCAGACUUACGAUCACGUCGAGGAUAUAGACGCGCUAGAGUCGGAAGCGCAAGCUCGAGACAGCGCCAAUGGUACGGUUGGAUUGACCAAUGCGGAUGGCGAAGUUUUGCUCGUCCCUCAUCCGAGCGCGGAUCCCUCUGAUCCUCUCAAUAUGCCGCUAUGGCGCAAAUGGGUCUUCGUGAUUAUUCUCUCGACUUUCUCCUGCGUCGGAAACACUUGCGUUUCCGCAGCUGGAUCUCUGAUCUCGUUCUUCCUGAUGGACUACGUCAAUGCUGGGAAGGGCUAUCAAGAUAUCACCAACCUUAUCACGGUACCUACCCUUUCAAUGGGUCUCGGCAACCUUGUCUUCAUGCCGAUCGCGCUUGCCAUCGGACGUCGACCAGUAUUCCUCUUCUCUUGCGCGCUUCUCUUCGUCGGCAGCGUUGUGGCUUCUCAGGUUACAAACUAUGAGUACCACUUGGCUGUCCGCAUCGUCAUCGGAUUCGCCGCGGGACAAUCCGAGGCGCUGGUUCCUCUCAUGUUGAAGGAAACCUUCUUUCUGCACGAGAGGGCCAACAUUCUCUCUUUCCAAGCGGCGUUCCAGACGACCGUCGGCUGUAUCUUGACCAUAUUUGCUUCCAACAUCGCUGCGGCUAUAGGAUGGAAGAACUGGUACAGCCUGUACGCCGGACUCUCUGGAUUCCUCUUCGUCGUUUCCUUCUUUUUCGUCCCGGAGACCGCCUUCGAAAGGCCUUUGAGCGCCUAUGCCUCGAUGACUGCCACAGUACCGGAUGCCGUUACCGAUAGCAGUACCGUAGCCGCCCGUCAAGCCGGAGGCUAUACCCAGGCGACUCGCCCUGCUCUAGACGCUGAAAAGUAUGGUCCGAGGACCCUCAGGAAGACGAUGAGGCUGUGGGCUGGCAAGUCGGAUUGGACAGAGGCGUGGCUGGUCUUGAAACACACUGCGCAAAUGCUUCUGUUCCCGAACAUGCUCGUCAUUGUCCUCAUGAACGCCUGGUACUUAGGUGUCAAUAUCGGGAUGGGAACCACUUACGCGACUCUGCUGGAAGCGCCCCCUUACAAUUGGGCUCCUAAGUGGGCUGGUAUGGCUCAAUUGGGCCAGAUCGUCGUGGCUUUCGUUGCUCUUCCCGCCUUGGGUAUUCUUUCGGACAAGUUGAUCACGUACAUGGCCAGGAGGAAUGGAGGAGUCCACGAACCCGAGACUCGACUCAUACCUCUCGUCUUCCCCGUCUGCUUGGGGGUUCUGUCGACCGUCCUGUUCGGAGCUGCCUAUGCCGAUCCCUACAAGUUCCACUGGUUCGUUGUCAUUUUCGCUUAUUGCGGUUCAUACUUUGCCUUUAUCGCUGCGUCUGUAGCUGGACAAACGUACAUGCUCGAUUGUUACCCGACCCGGAGCGGCGUGAUCUCUUUCGGUCUUACCUACUCACUCGUCCCGACCACAACUGCUAUGGGGUACCUCAAGGCGUACGGGAUGUACGCCGGAGUCAUGUCGAUCUUCGCCUUGAUGGCGGUAGCACUUUACUUCAAGGGCAAAACUCUCCGAAGGUGGACUCUCAAAUACGUCAAGGAAGAUGGUGACCCUUCGAAACCUCACUAUGGCUAAGCUGCUAUCCUUACGGUACAGGGGUGAGAAGUGAAAGACGGGGGGGUUGAAAGCCUGUACAAACUGAAAGGUUGUAGUUCGACGACUCAAAUUUGUAGUUCCAAG
This is a messenger RNA of Filobasidium floriforme, 1902 nucleotides long. Its product is annotated as major facilitator superfamily domain-containing protein. The coding region runs from base 142 to 1797 and encodes 551 amino acids. The transcript has 10 exons. Gene Ontology annotation, molecular function: transmembrane transporter activity. Gene Ontology annotation, biological process: transmembrane transport. NCBI's taxonomy places the organism in Eukaryota, Fungi, Basidiomycota, Tremellomycetes, Filobasidiales, Filobasidiaceae. The record is from RefSeq and is a predicted model, not a curated record.